This is a messenger RNA of Corylus avellana, 1484 nucleotides long. Its product is annotated as 1-aminocyclopropane-1-carboxylate oxidase homolog 4. NCBI's taxonomy places the organism in Eukaryota, Viridiplantae, Streptophyta, Magnoliopsida, Fagales, Betulaceae. The record is from RefSeq and is a predicted model, not a curated record.
AAACCUUGUAGAAAUAGAAUCAACACUCCAGAGGUUGCAAAUUAUGUCCGCUUUCGGAAACUCUGUUCUGUUCCAGACCCGAUUUGGACGCGAAAUUAUGAACCCACGUGGAUCCGAAGGUCGGAACCCUAGUCCCAAAACGACAACCGUCACGUGUGCAACCCAGAACUACGACAGAGCCAAGGAGGUGAAGCGGUUCGACGACUCCAAGGUCGGAGUGAAAGGCCUUGUCGACUCCGGCAUCACAACCAUCCCCCGCUUCUUCGUUCACCCACCCGAGACCCUCUCCGACCUCAAACCCGGAUCCGAAGUCCGGUCCGGAUCCGAUCUCGUCAUCCCCGCAAUCGAUCUCUCCGGGGUGGACUCGGAUGCACGGCGGUCAGUCAUCGUCGACGAAAUCAGGCGCGCGUCCUCCAGCUUCGGGUUUUUCCAGAUUGUCAACCACGGUGUCCCGUUGGGAGUUCUGGACCGUACGAUGGCCUCCAUCAAGGGGUUUCACGAGCAACCGACGGAGAUGAAGGAACGGUUCUACAGGAGGGAGAUAGGCACCGGUGUAUCCUACAUGUCCAACGUCGACUUGUAUCAUUCUAAAGCCGCCAGUUGGAGGGACACCAUCCAGAUAAGACUGGGUCCGAAGGUGGUGGAUGAGGAUGAAAUCCCUGAGAUAUGCAGAAAGGAGGUGAUUGAGUGGGACCGAGAGAUCAAACGGCUGGGAGAGCUCUUGGUGGGGCUGCUUUGUGAGGGGCUGGGAGUGGAGGCAAAGAGGUUGAAUGAGAUGACAUGUUUGGAAGGGAGAGUGAUGGUGGGCCACUACUACCCUAACUGCCCACAGCCUGAUCUGACGGUUGGGCUCGCGUAUCACACUGAUCCAGGGGUGUUAACGGUGGUGCAGCAGGAUCAUGUUGGUGGGUUGCAGGUUAAGCAUGAUGGGGUUUGGCUGGAUGUUAAACCUGUCCCUGGAGCUCUUGUUAUUAACAUUGGGGAUUUGCUUCAGAUUAUUUCCAACGAAGAAUACAAAAGUGCAGAGCACCGAGUGUUGGCCAACUCCAAGAAUGAACCGCGGGUCUCGCUGGCGGUUUUCUUCAACCCAAGCAGUAGAGAGGACCUGUAUGGACCGCUGCCAGAGUUGAUAUCACCAGAGAAACCUGCAAUUUACCGGCAAUUCACGUUAACAGACUUCAUGACCAGGUUUUUCAAAAAGGAAUUGGACGGCAAAUCUUUGACAAAUUACUAUAAGCUGUGAAACUAUAGUUAAUAAAAGAACUUGUAAACCAUAGUUAAUAAAAGAAAACCAAUUGUUUGUCCAAAUUUCAGAUUUCAAAAAGUUAUAAUCUAGCCCUGAUAAUACUGAAAGAUCUUUAUAGUUUCUGGCAGUAUUUUCUAUUUUCUGGGUUGUAUGUAUUUGAGUAUUGAAAUGAAUUAUUUUUAUUUAUGGAAUUGUAUAGAAUUGUGAUGAAGAAUGAAAUCAGGAAUGAUUUAGAAUA